CGAAGUCUUCUGGUUUUAUCUGUUUAAGCCCGUGUAGUAUUUUUAUUCUAUGGUUAUCAGUUGACGUUUGUUACGAAUGCGGAAUAACGGUUAUGUUAUAUAUUACAUAUGUGUACAGUGUAAACAGUAAACACUAUACAUUGAAUUUAGAGGUCUUAAUAAAUGAUAUCUUUCUGUGUAAACAUAUGAUAUUAUAAAAGUUUAUUUGUAUUUUGUGACUUUUGUUAUGUUACCGCCUUAGCUUACAAUUGAUUUAAAAUUACCUUUGUGAAUCAAUACCUAAAGAGUAAUAGGGAAGCCUACUCGGCAGUUGAGAUUAAAAUGUGUAAAUUAGAAUCUUUGCUUAUCCUUUUUCUUUUAUUUGGUAAAGCAUCUCUUUUGAAUAAUGGAGUGGCGCGUAAGCCCCCCAUGGGGUGGAUGUCUUGGGGGUACUACCUGUGUAGUGUUGACUGCGAAAAAUAUCCACGAAAAUGUCUAAAUGAAAAACUACUUCUCUCUGUAGCAGAUAUGUUCUACAACAGAGGUUAUCAGGAGGCUGGCUAUGAAUACAUUGUCAUAGAUGACUGUUGGUCUGAGAAGCGAAGGAGUGUCAAUGGAAGAUUAGUCCCCGAUAGAAAAAGAUUCCCUAAAGGAAUGGAGGCUAUUGCUGAAUAUAUUCAUGCAAGAGGUCUUAAAUUUGGUAUCUAUACAAACAUAGCAGAUAUAACAUGCAUGCAUUAUCCUGGUAGUAAGGGACAUUUCAUUGAGGACGCAAAGAUGUUUGCGGAAUGGGGUGUGGACUAUAUUAAGGUAGACGGAUUUUUUGUUGGAGAAGCCUAUUUGAAUACAGCAUACAUAAGGUUUGGUCAGCAUUUGAAUAAUACAGGCCGUCCAAUGGUAUAUUCUUGUAGUUGGCCUUAUUAUAUCGAAUUUAUACAUAAGAAAACUCCAGAUUACGCAACAAUAUCUCACCACUGCAACAUGUGGCGGAACUAUCACGAUGUGGUGACAUCAUGGGAUUCUAUCAAAGACAUUAUAAGGCAUUACCAGUCUUCCUACAAUCAAUUAAGUCCUUACCACGGACCAGGACAUUGGAAUGAUAUGGACAUGUUAAUAUUUGGUACAGACUCCCUAACAGAGAGUCAAAGUCGUGUCCAUAUAGCAGUAUACGCAAUGAUGUCUUCGCCACUUCUACUAAGCUGUGAUAUGGAGAAAAUAACUGAGUACGAAAGGGAAUUAUUAUUGAAUUUGGAAUUGUUGGCUAUUGCUCAGGAUCCUUUGGGCAUUAUGGCGACGCCCUUUGAGUUAAAUAAUUCAAUAACACUCUGGAUGAAGCCUCAUUUACCGCGAAAGGGUAAUCGGUAUCAUUCCGUCUCUUUCGCACUAGUCAAUUUGGAGGAUAAAUCGUCUUCUGUCUCUUUCAUACCGGGGUUGUAUGGACUUAAUUCGACGGAAGAAUAUACAGUUAUGGAUGUAUUCACGAAAAAAUUUAUAAUAAAUGUGACGUUAAAUGACUCAAUCUCCGUUACCGUGCCAUCAGAAGAUGUCAUCCUAUAUACGCUAUUUCCUUUAUAAUUGACUACCAAUAUAACCUGAUAAAUUAUAUAAAAC
Pieris rapae (cabbage white) is the source of this 1590-nucleotide messenger RNA. RefSeq names its product alpha-N-acetylgalactosaminidase. The transcript has 9 exons. Gene Ontology annotation, molecular function: alpha-galactosidase activity. Gene Ontology annotation, cellular component: cytoplasm. The record is from RefSeq and is a predicted model, not a curated record. Lineage: Eukaryota; Metazoa; Arthropoda; Insecta; Lepidoptera; Pieridae. Gene Ontology annotation, biological process: glycoside catabolic process; oligosaccharide metabolic process; glycosylceramide catabolic process. The coding region runs from base 322 to 1554 and encodes 410 amino acids.